Temnothorax curvispinosus is the source of this 3181-nucleotide messenger RNA. It is a transcript of the gene Neos, whose product is annotated as serine-arginine protein 55-like. The transcript is spliced from 7 exons. Bases 157 to 2175 code for a protein of 672 amino acids. Lineage: Eukaryota; Metazoa; Arthropoda; Insecta; Hymenoptera; Formicidae. Gene Ontology annotation, molecular function: RNA binding. The record is from RefSeq and is a predicted model, not a curated record.
GCUGCGUCGUUUCAGGUUUCAGCAAGAUGGCUGAGAUGGCUCUGUUGUGAUUGUGAUUCGCGACUCGCAACGAGCAACGAUAUUUUCCAAAACAUACAAAUAGUAGCUGACGAAGAUUCUUAUGGUGAUUGAUUUUCGUGAAAAAACCAUCUAAAGAUGAGCGCCAGACUUCUGAAAGAUCCCGCUACUGCGUCCAGCCGUAUAUUUGUAGGUCAUUUACAAACUGACGAUGUUACAAAGUUAGAGCUGGAGGAGCAUUUCGCCAAAUAUGGCACUGUUAUAGCGUCGAUAACAAACAGAGGCUUUGGAUUUGUGCAGUUUGAAGAUGAGCAGUCUGCGCAGAAAGCUAUUCAAAAUGAAAAUGGUGCAAUGUUUAAAGGCAGGCGUAUAGAUGUUAGACCAGCGAAGAAAGAUGUUCAAUCUAGCGGUGGAAAUGCAGGAAAUUUAAAUGCGAAACAAAUGGGUGGAUCAAAUAAUCAAUUUAAUUCCAUGAAUAAUCAGUUUAGUAACACAAAUGACGGGUUUGGUACGAAUAAACCAACGUAUGCCGGCGGGAUGAAUCAGAAUUUUGGGAACGACAGUACCUUUGGCAACAACCAAAAAGACUCAAACGCUCAAGCUAGGAGCGGUGGAAUCAACUUUGACGAUGGAAAUCAGGCUGGAAGUACGGAUAUUGAACACGUUAAUGCGAAACAUAAUAAUAAUAAUAAUAAUAAUGGAAAUGAUCAUUUUAAUAAUCCCACGCAAAAUCGUGGAAACAAUCAAUUUAAUAUGAAUAAUCCGAAUCGUGGAAACGAUCAGUUUCUUUCUGGUCAUGGCAAUCAAAAUAGAGGCAACAACACGCAAUUUGGAAAUAACCAAAUGGGAAAUCAGACGAGGCCUGGAGGAGUUGCAGGAAAUCGUAAUCAAGCUAUCGCGGGCAGCACGCAAAACCAAAAUGCCGGUGGUGUUGCGAUGGGCCCUGCUGGCGGACCAGGUGUUCAUAGAGCUCGCGGAACGAGAGGGGGAAAGAAUAGAAAUAAGAAUAAUCAGAACAAUCCGAACAAUCCAAACAUGAUUAAUUUCAGAGAUCGAAGUCCAAUUAAUAGGAAUAAUCGGAUGGAAGAUAAAACAAAUACGAGAGACUGGGAUCUCAAACAAGGAGAUAGACUACGUAGCAACAAUUUUGUCAGAGAUUCAUUUAACGACAGUGGAACGCGUUUCGAUGAAUUCAAAGCUUCUGGAACUCGAGGAGAGACGAGUGCGAGUUUCGGGAACACCAGUAGCUCGUCUGAUUAUCUUGCCAUCGCAGCUGAGAAGAAUGACUGUGAAAUUAUCGUCGUUAAUAAAGCGUUAACGAAAUAUGCGGAAGAUAUCGAAUUACGCUUGAAGCAAAUCGGUUUAAUGGUAGAUUUGCUGUUUCCAAAUGAAGACGUUCCUUUAGGUCGUGUUUUGGGAAAUAUAGCAAGUCGUGGCUGCUUGUAUGCCGUAGUCGUUACACCCAUCAACCAUGAGCACCAUUCCUUGACACUGAAUAUUUUACAUGGUUUGCCACAAGAACACAGAAACAUGCCUGUUGAAGAUGCUAUAAAUUUGAUUUCACGAGAUUUCGCGACGUAUAAAGCUGGUGGCCGCUCGGUUCCUUUGAAUACCCCUCUUGCAAACGAGCGCCAUCCGGAUGCUAUACAAGUUCUCCUUAAUAUGCUGGCUGACAAUCAUCAGCUCACAGUUCUGCAAUACGAUCGCGUCAUAAAGUACCUCGACAUGAAACGCGAGGAACAAGUACAAGUUGAAUUGGGCGAUGCAAAAGAUUUGCCGGUAAAAACACCGCUCGCGCCAGUCAACGAUCCGAAACAGGCCGAAUUACAGACGAGAAUAUUGAAUAUCCUAAAUAACAGUAAGAGUGCCGCGACAGGGACGGAGCCCAGUCCAGUACCACCACCGACUUCAGCACCAGCCCCAAUCCCACCAGCUACGUGGGGAACAGCAUCAAACGCGGUCACGUCAUCCACGACAACCUCUUCUACAGGAGUUUCACCUUCGCCUCUCCUAAAUGAUCCGACAGUUCAGAAAGCUCUCGACAGUCUCUUGCAAGGUAAUCUAUUGAAAAACAUUGGCGAUCAACAACCAUCACCUGCGACAACAACUGGGGCGCCAUUGUUCGCUGCUUUCUCCAAUAUCGGUAGUAGAUUUUAACCGCCACAUGUAUUCUAUUACAUAAUCUUAUGAGUUUUGGACGUCUUCGUACUUGGCCCGAUUUUAUUCCGUACUAAACAUAUACACGCGCGCGAAAACGUAGUCAGCGAAAAGGAGACGUAGAAACUUGAGCAUUGCAAACAUGAUAAAUAUUUUAGUACAUUGUAUAUUAAUCGUGUAAAAUGGUAAAUUCAAGUCGAGUUUAUAUCACGUCUAAAAGCACGACACGUAUUAUUCAAAUAUUCACCGUACUGUUACUGCCUAUAUGUAUGGUAUAUAGUAUAUAUCGUUGAUAAUAUACUUGUCUCUAAAUAGCUAUGCGUUUAAAACUACAUAUGCUUUGAUACACAACAUUGCAUAUAAUUUACCAGAAAUAUACUUGAUACGUUUUUGAUUCUGCAUAGCGCACAAAUGCUUGAAUAUUAGGUACGACACACAUACACAUCUAAAAUACCCGUAUUUGAAACAAAACUAAUCUUACUUUUCCGUAUUAUAUAUGUUUUUAUGUAAAAAUCAGUUUUUAUACAACUUAUAGAAUGAUAAAUGUUAGAAUGAUAAAUGUGCAGUAUAAUUAAAGAUACACCCUCUUCUUCGUGUAUAAAAAUCAUUUUAACUUUCAUGUUCCUACACUACGGAGUAUUCUAACGUUAUCCAUAAUACGUGGUUCACCGGACAGAACGUACAAUAAUAUAAAUAAAUGAUAUUGUUAGGUAUGUUGUAGUAACUAACGUUUACGUGUUUUUUUUAAUUCUUUUUUAGUUCGUACUAAAAGUUACAAAAGUUUGUAUUUGCAUAAAAUUUUUUAUAAAUUGAUAAUAUAUAUAGAUUUCUUCAAGUAGACGUAGAUAGGUCGAUAGAUAUAUAUUUUAGGCUUUAUUAACAUUACUUGGCUCUAUAUAGUGAGUAAAUUUAUAUAUUUGAAGUAAGACGGUGUCUGGUGUCAUUAGCUAUUAAUUAACGCUUCAAUUAUGUAAUAUAUCUAAAAUAUAUUGUGUCUAAAGAAUCA